AGGGUUUUAUGUUUUUUGUUUUUGGCGGUCUCAGUGAAGAAGAUGGUGCUGUCGAACAAGAAGCUGAAGCAGAGGAUUCGACAAGAUUUGGCUGAAUCACUAUCUGUCUCUGUAUCCGAAACAAAUCCACAAUCUCAGUCUCUGAAAUUGCUCCUUGAUUCAUCUAGCCACAAACCCAGAUUGUCGAAGAGAGAGAAACGAAGAAAUUGCGAAACUUUCGCUAGAGAAGACGACGAAAUCAGAGAGAAUGAAGUUGGGAAUGGUGGGUCAAGCGAGAAGACUGAUACGAAGAUUAAAAAGAAGAGAAAGAGAGACGAUGCUGUGGAAGUCGACGAGUUAGAAGGAGAUGAAGGAACUAAGGAAGAGCAAAAACCCCAGAAGAAGAAAAAUAAGAAGAAGAAGAAGAAGAGAAAGGUAAACAAAACGCCAAAGAAGGCUGAGGAAGGCAAUGUAGAAGAGAAGGUGAAGGUAGAAGAGAUUGAAGUUAAUACAGACAAUAAAGAAGAAGAUGGGGUUGUUCCUAACAAGUUAUAUGUUGGGGGUAUUCCUUAUCAGAGUACAGAAGAUGAGAUUCGUAGCUACUUUAGAAGCUGUGGAGUCAUCAUUAAAGUUGAUUGCAAGAUGCGUCCUGAAGAUGGGGCUUUCAGUGGUAUUGCCUUCAUCACUUUUGACACUGAAGAUGGCGCAAAACGUGCUUUGGCUUUUGAUAGAGCUGCUAUGGGUGAUCGAUAUUUGACAAUCCAGCAAUACGUGAAAACCACCACCCCUUCCAUUCCAAGAAGGAAAACAUCUUCUGGUUUCGCUCCAGAAAUGGUGGAUGGCUAUAACAGGGUAUACAUUGGGAAUUUAGCCUGGGACACAACAGAGCGUGACAUACGGAAGCUCUUCUCUGACUGCGUAAUAAACUCUGUGCGGUUGGGUAAAAACAAAGAAACAGGAGAGUUUAAAGGGUAUGCGCAUGUGGAUUUCAAGGAUAGUGUGUCUGUGGCGAUUGCGCUGAAGCUGGAUCAGCAGGUUAUUUGCGGAAGACCUGUCAAGAUAUGUUGUGCACUUAAAGACAGACCAGCUACUGAUCAUACACCUGGUGAAACGAACAAUGCUGGUUCGUACAACAUGGAAGAUACUUAUGCUGCUGCUGAUCCAGUACCGGCUUUAGCUGGGCGUAGCGAAGUUGAUGACGGAAACUACUUUGCAACUACGGUUAGCAGCAGUAAGGUCAAAAGGAGGGUCUGUUAUGAGUGUGGAGAAAAGGGUCAUCUUUCUACAGCCUGUCCCAUAAAGCUUCAAAAGGCUGAUGAUCAGGCAAACUCAAAGCUGGGUCAAGAGACUGUUGAUGGUAGACCGGCUAUGCAAAGCUAUGGUCUUCCAAAGAAUAGUGGUGAUUCUUACUACAUGAAUGAGACAUACGCUUCUACAAAUGAAACUUAUAAUGGAGGAUACUCAGCAUCUGCUGUUGGCACUGGUAAGGUCAAAAGGAGGAACUGUUAUGAGUGUGGAGAAAAGGGUCAUCUUUCUACAGCCUGUCCCAUAAAGCUUCAAAACACUUCUCACACAAACUCAACGCUGGAUCACCAAACUGUUGAGGCAGGACCGACUCAGGUAACAAGCUAUAGUCUUCAAAAGAAAACAAGAGACACUGAAAACAAUGGUGGUUCGUUCAUGGAUGAGAGCUAUGCUACUGUUCCGAUAUCCAUUGAUGUGACAAAUGGAGCUAAUGAUGCAAGCUUAACAUCUGCGGUUAGCACUGGUAAGAUCAAAAAGAGAAACUGUUACGAGUGCGGAGAAAAAGGUCAUCUUUCUUCAGCUUGCCCUAACAAGCUGCAAAAACAAGGCUGAUGAUCCCACAAGCUCUACAAAGACAGCUUAUACAUUUUGUUCUUAAACUUUACAUUUGAAUCAUUGGAGGAAUAUGGAAGGACGUGGACCACUUGGUAGAAGAGUGGAGUUUUGGUCCUCUUUUAGAAAACCAUAAAUUUUAUUCUGUAUUGUUUUAUGAUCUUUCAUAGAAUGCUCUAAAGUCUAAAAACCAAAAGUAUCUUAAUAUAUUGGAUUAUUAUUUCUUG
Arabidopsis thaliana (thale cress) is the source of this 2063-nucleotide messenger RNA. RefSeq names its product phragmoplastin interacting protein 1 (gene PHIP1). Bases 43 to 1836 code for a protein of 597 amino acids. The record is from RefSeq and is marked reviewed. NCBI's taxonomy places the organism in Eukaryota, Viridiplantae, Streptophyta, Magnoliopsida, Brassicales, Brassicaceae. The transcript is spliced from 4 exons. Gene Ontology annotation, molecular function: nucleic acid binding; zinc ion binding; RNA binding. Gene Ontology annotation, cellular component: nucleus; plasma membrane; phragmoplast.